Chaetomium fimeti is the source of this 963-nucleotide messenger RNA. RefSeq names its product glycoside hydrolase. The transcript has 2 exons. Gene Ontology annotation, biological process: carbohydrate metabolic process. NCBI's taxonomy places the organism in Eukaryota, Fungi, Ascomycota, Sordariomycetes, Sordariales, Chaetomiaceae. Bases 1 to 963 code for a protein of 320 amino acids. The record is from RefSeq and is a predicted model, not a curated record.
AUGCUCAGAGAGUUUCGGCCGAGAAUUCCCUGGAAGCAGCCAAGGCACUCCAAGGCUGCACAGCGGGUGUUUGUCACGGGACAGAAGACGCUCUCCGCCACCGGCUUGACCAAUUCGACCUACCAAUUCCAAGUGGCGAGCAAGCGGGGGUUUUCCGAGUUCCUCAACAACUACUACGAUGACGAGGGUUGGUGGGCACUGGCGCUGAUCAGGUCGUGGGAUGUGACGCACGAGCAGGCUUACCUCAACAUGGCCGAGCACAUCUUCAGGGACAUGCAGGCCGGCACAGACGGUACCUGCGGCGGCGGCCUGUGGUGGAGCAAGGCAAAGUCUUACAAAAAUGCGAUCGCCAACGAACUCUACCUCAGCGUCGCGGCUAGCCUUGCGAACCGCGUUCCGGGUAAAAAGGGAGAGUACACCCAAAUUGCCAAGGAUGAGUGGGCAUGGUUCAAGAACAGCGGCAUGAUCAACAAGGACAACCUCAUCAAUGACGGCCUCAGCAUCAACUCCGAUGGCAGCUGCGUCAACAACGGCAUGCAAACCUGGUCGUACAACCAGGGCGUGGUGUUGGGCGGGCUGGCCGAGUUGUCCAAAGCAACCGGAGACUCGUCGUACCUGGAUCAGGCCGUCACCAUCGCCAAAGCGGCCAUUGCACUCCUCAGCGACGAAAACGGCAUCAUCCGCGAAGUGGACAAGUGCGAGCCGAACUGCGGUGCCGACGGUAGCCAGUUCAAGGGCAUUUUUGUCCGCAACCUGCAUUAUCUGCAGAAGGCGGCACCGCAAGACGCGAUCCGGACGGCGAUAGAGAAGAACGCCAACUCAAUCUGGGGGAGUGACCGGAACGACAGGAACCAGCUGGGUAUCAAAUGGACGGGGCCGCCGGAUCUCGGCGAAGGGCCGAAUGCUUCGACGCACAGCUCGGCGAUGGAUGUGAUCGUCGCGGCGCUGGCAGUGGGUGUGUGA